GCCAUUUUUUUACCUUGCCAGUUUUAGUCGGGUCCUGCUAGACUGAAGCAGUCAUCUCACACGCAGAGCUUAAUAGCCGCUACAAUGCUUCCUAGCUUCCUCCAGGAUAGUUACAGGCAGUACAAAAACGACACUUACCGGUUCGCAAUAUGGCUGGUCAACUUUGCGAAGAAGGCUGGCCUUGAACCUGCCUCUCUUUCUUCCACUCCAGCGGCCAAGACGAAGAAAAAAGAUGCCAGCUCUGCAUCCAAGGCAGCUAAAUAUCAAGUCACUGUAGGGGAGCUUUUGCGCUCGCGCGAGCUAUUUCUAACAACAGCCUCAAAGCGCCCUUCCGGAUGCUCAACGUUGCCAAACGUGCUAUUGCGCUCCAUAAUAAUGUGACUUUGUGGUUUUUAGGAUGGGAUCGCGAUGCCGUCGACAAAAGACAUGCCCAUUUUAUUCAGGUUUUGGAAGAAAUCUGCGAGCUUCUUUCCUGGGAAACAACGCCGUCAUCUGGCUCAACGAGCACUGCCCACCCCGACAAGAAACCUACUGGCAUAGUCGAAGAUCACGACUCGUCCGCGCCCGCUUGGGUUAAUCGGCUUGCUUCUCUCGUUGUCGAAGACGCUGAAGAUGAAUUAGCAGCGUCAACUACUACUAGUGUUGUCCAGCUGGAAGUUGUCGAGAAUGACGCAGAGGAACCUGAUGACGACUUCCUGUCCCAGUCCUUUUUCAGAAUUCUAUGCUUGCUCCAUGAUUUGUCAAACUGGAGACGCUUUUUGUCCGACACCUGGACUGAAUAUAGCUGCUCCAAGGUCGAUCUCGCGACUGCCGCUGUAGUCACAGACACCGCCCUGCAGCUAGCGCGAGAUUUGGUCCAAGAUGUCUUGGAGGACCUCCAGCACCAAUUCCCUGUAGGAGGAGUAGGCCUGCAACAACUGGUUGUUUCCGUGGCUGCCCAGCGCGCAGGGAUCUCUUUGCACCCAUCCCUAUCACAGCAGGGCGGCCUGCCUUAUAACGAGGAACUGGCAGAUAUCGCUGAAUUUGCGUUCUUUCCCACCGGGGUCCUGCUACAGUCAUUCCUCGCCGUUCUCCAAAACGACAACAUUCCCGUUUACAAGCCAGGUUACUACGGCAGCUAUAACGCAAAGGCGGAUCGACCCAAGAUGUCCGUUGUCGAAAAAUUCAAUGAGGACAAGAUUCUUUUGCUGGAGCUUCUUCCCGAAUAUUGCGUGGUUGCAAAUUUUGGCGCCCUUUUGCCUGUGCGCGACGAGAUCACCGCCGACUUCGUCUAGUAUUACACUACUAAAGAUUUCAACUUGUGACACUGCUUUGCCUCUCAAGUCGUCCUCGACGCCCACCACGCUACUCACUACUGCCGCCUGAGCGCCGCCGCAGACCUUCGUAUGAACGGCUUGUGCAUCGCGAGAACCAUCGACGACCAUUUCAAGCUAUCCAAGACUCACCCGCACCCGGAAUUCUGGCCGAAAGAGGGAGACCUGGAGAUUGAAAAGAUACGGAACCUCAUCGCGACCUGGAUCGAAGGAGAUCCUCUUUUGGCAGAAAAAGUGGAUGCCUACUCCAUGAUCGACAAAAACAAUCGGUCUGGCGCCCAUCAGCUCUUAUUGUCACGAAACCCUGUCAUUUGCGGUAUCUUGGUCUUCUUCCUCAAGGUCCGCAUGCAGAUCAUCGGGCAAUCUCUCCUGUUGCAGUGGUUCGAUGUGCAGCAGCUGGCCUUCCUCUACAACCUGGUUCAGUUGACUCCCGGCCUCAAGUUCCCUUGGCCAGACAUGAAGCUCUUCAUCAAAAUCCACGGAGAGAGUAACAUCUUUGUCGGCGACCGACCAAAAGACGCAGCGCAGUCCUUCAACCGACUUGAGCUGGUCACGGGCAUAUCAUCCGCCACUAGGUUUGCCAAAGAUUCCCGGAAAAAGCAAGUCCAUCUCAGUAACGUGCUAGCCCGCUCGCACUGUUGCAGCGGAUCUUCGUUUAGGCAACCAAGUGGAGCACACACAGCUACUUCGAGAGACUUUGGCAGAUGGCUGAACAGAGCAAGAAGUGGAUGUUUGCAGCUAUUAUGUGGCCAAAUCUGGAUCUUCCGACAUCUUGUCAAGUAGCCUCACGUAGCCCUAUGCUGUCCCCACAUUUUGAAGAUUGAAUGUCUGUAUUGAAGGCGGAAGAAGCAUUUGCUCCAAUGUACUGCCAAAGUCUCAUGUAAUUAUAUAUCUCUGGUAACUGAAGGGUCCGCUUAACUUGACGGUGGUGGCUACCAGACUAGUGUGUUGGGUUCGACGCGCAUUAGAUUGCCAGUAGGCUGUUGCCGCUUCAAUUCAGAAAUUUAUCAUGCAGCCACUUGUUGACCAAAGCUUCUAGGAUAUCGACGCUGGGAGGCCGCGCCCCAGCCUUGGUCGCUAGAUUUGCUUGCUUGAGGUGUUCACAGAUGGACAGAGAUCAUUUCAAUGGAUGAAGCAAAAACAGUCUGCAUGUAUUAAAUAGGGGUUAACCUGUUCCAUUGCCUCAAAUGGGCGGUCACGAUAGGACACCCUAUCAUGGAUUCAACGGCAACAGGGACUCUGCGGUAUAGAGUUGAGCUCAGAGAAUACAAGAAGCAGGACUGUUGGGUCUAGAUAGAAUCUGAGUAACGACAAACAAACACAGAGGCUAAAGGAGAAUCAAGACAAUGAAUGCGCCACAAAGAGAUCAACAAAGGGCCUAACUGUGAAUAAACAAGCGCCAGGGACAGCUUCCAAGGACUAGCGAGGAUAGACCAACUAGUUUGUAAUGGGUCACCCCAACUGUCGUUCACUCCAUCGAAACAGCACAGCGCCGUGCAGUGCGAAAACGGCCAGAGUCAGGCAGAGCCAAGCCUGUUGCUUUUCAAAUUAAGAGAUUCAACACUUCUGGAAUUCUGUAAUGCUUUAUCUCUCGUCUCUGCAUCCUGAUAUCCAUCGAUUACUUUGUGCUGGGUACGGAUCGUCUGAUACUGGAGUUCAUUACCGAGCUGGAGUUCGCGAACUUGGUUUUGUAGAGCUUCAAUGAUAGCACACUUCUCCCGCAGCAGUUGCUUUUGGUCAAAGUUCUCCUCAAUGAUGAAGCACAGAGUUCUGGUAGGGUCUAUGCUUGCCAUUGUGGUUAAGAAAAGUUGAAAGUAAGGCUGUAAUCUGUGAAAGAAAGCUUGGUACAAAGUCGUC
Molecule: messenger RNA, 3170 nt
Organism: Pyricularia grisea
Lineage: Eukaryota; Fungi; Ascomycota; Sordariomycetes; Magnaporthales; Pyriculariaceae
Exons: 3
Coding region: 336-1274 (312 amino acids)
Source: RefSeq, a predicted model, not a curated record